Messenger RNA from Pollicipes pollicipes, 2433 nucleotides. Its product is annotated as gephyrin-like. Gene Ontology annotation, cellular component: postsynaptic specialization; cytosol; cytoplasm. Gene Ontology annotation, molecular function: molybdopterin molybdotransferase activity. NCBI's taxonomy places the organism in Eukaryota, Metazoa, Arthropoda, Thecostraca, Pollicipedomorpha, Pollicipedidae. The record is from RefSeq and is a predicted model, not a curated record. Gene Ontology annotation, biological process: Mo-molybdopterin cofactor biosynthetic process; establishment of synaptic specificity at neuromuscular junction; glycine receptor clustering.
UCUUGAAUUUAGUGUUUAGAAGAGCCGUGGGAUCUAGAGCUUGGUUCGUGAGAAGCGUAGCACAACAAUGGACCCACUGAAGAUUGGCAUCAUAAUAGUGAGUGACCGGGCGGCGGCAGGCAGCUCAGCCGACCUGACUGGGCCCCGGCUCAGCGCGCUGCUCGAGGGCGGCGAACUCUUCGUGGCCAAGCUCGUCCAGCGGAUGGUGGUGGCUGAUGAGCGCGCCGACAUACAGGCGGCCGUGACCGGGCUCUCGGACCGCUGUGACGUGCUGCUGACCUCGGGCGGCACGGGGUUUGCGGCGCGGGACGUGACACCCGAGGCUGUGGCGCCGCUGCUGGAGCGGUCGGCGCCCGGCCUGCUGGCUGCCAUGCUGCACGGCUCACUGGCCGUCACCCCGCUGGCCAUGCUGUCGCGGCCGGUGGCCGGGGUGCGUGGCCGGUGUGUGGUGGUCACGCUGCCGGGCAGCCCCAAAGCGGCCGAGGAGUGCGUCCGGCUGCUGGCGCCCGGCCUGCCGCACGCCGUCGACCUGCUGCGGGACCGACGGACGCGCGUGGAGCAUGUGCACCUGCAGCUGCAGAGCGAUACCGUGCCCCAGUGGACCCAUCUCAGGUGUCGCGCCGGCACCGCCGCUCGCCGUACCCCCACCAUCCCGCUGGCCAGGGCGCAGGAGGUCGUGAUGGACGCCGUGGCUGGCUACGAGCGCUCCGUCGAGACGCUCAACAUCUCUGCCGCGCAGGACCGCGUGCUGGCAGAGGACAUCGUGGCUAAGGUGCCACUGCCACCUUUCCCGGCCUCGGUGAAGGAUGGCUACGCCGUCUGCUCGGCAGAUGGUGUUGGCGUCAGACAUGUGCUGGGUGCCUCCAACGCCGGUGUGGACGGUGACGGCGCGGCGUCCACCGUGCGGCCCGGCACCUGCGUGCGCAUUAGCACCGGCGCUGCCGUACCGGCCGGCGCUGACGCCGUCGUCAUGGUGGAGCAGACCCGGCUGGCGGAGGCGUCCGAGGACGGCACGCGCGAGCUCACCGUGGAGAUCCUGGAGGCGCCGCGCGCCGGCCAGGACAUCAGGCCGGUGGGGAGUGACAUCGCCAAGGGCACCCUGGUGCUGGACUCCGGCCGCCGGCUCGGACCGUUCGAGCUCGCUUCGCUGGCUGCUGUCGGUGUCUGUCAGGUCACAGUGUUCAGCCGGCCGACCGUUGCCGUCAUGUCGACGGGUAACGAGGUGCAGGAGCCGGGCCGGCCUCUGGAGCCCGGCCGGAUCUACGACACAAACCGGCUGUCGUUGCUGGCUGCCCUGCCGGCCACCGGUGCUUGCGUCAUCGACGCCGGCAUCGCCAUCGACGAGCCGGAGCAGCAGCUGGCAGCGCUCCGAUCGGCGCUCAACCGCGCCGAUGUGCUCGUCACCACCGGCGGCGUCUCCAUGGGCGAGCGUGAUCUGGUCAAGCGUCUAUUGACCGACGACCUCGGCGCCCAGGUCCACUUCGGCCGCGUCUUCAUGAAGCCCGGCAUGCCAACGACGUUCGCCACGCUGACGCUAGAUGGCAGGUGCAAGUACGUGUUCGGUCUGCCUGGCAACCCGGUGUCGGCGGCGGUGUGCAGCGUGCUGCACGUGAUGCCUGCCCUGCGAGCGAUGGCCGGCCUGCGCGACUUCCAGUACAGCAAGCUCCGUGUGCAGCUGGAGUCGGAGGUUCGUCUGGACCCCCGCCCUGAGUUCGCGCGCGCCACUCUGACGCACUCCCAGACCGGCCGACUGCCGGUAGCGCGCGUUACAGGCAGUCAGAUGAGCAGUAACGUUCUGAGUCUGUGUCGGGCUGUGGCGCUGCUGGAAUUGCCGGCCCGGACUGACCAGCGCGCCUCCCUGCCCGCUGGCGCCGAGGUCGACGCCAUCGUUGUCUUCGGGCAGCUAUGAGUGUCAGCUCCGGCCAGGCGCUGCCGGUCAUCUAGGACGAAGAACGCGCGGCUGACAGGUCUCCUGCGCUGCGCCGAUCGGACGGUGGGUCGAAAUGGGCGUGGCGGGAAGGACCCGAUGUUCUGAAGCUGCUGGGCCGGACGCGGUCCACGGAUGCCAGCCCAUGUAUGAUGUACUUGAUACGUGAUCGAUUUUAUACAGGAAUUAGUUACCUGGCUAGACUGACGCAUGACGCUAUGCGCGGCCGAAAUUUGGUACCGCGGAUAUGUAAUCACCUCAUGGUGUGCCUGUAUGAAGUGGCGGGUAUCUGCAUAUUGGCAGCUGGGUAUGCGGCUGUGGGCGGACCUGCAGACAUUUAGAGAAUCGCAUGAUAAUGUGUUCGGCCAGGGUACCUCGAACUUGGAACUUGGUAAUGGGUCAAAUGUCUUUGGGGGUUAUAUCUGUGUUUCGUAUUAGUACACGAAAUUAGAUACGAUGAUAUGAAUAGUAUGCUAUGGAACACCUUAUUAUGCUGAAUAGAUAUU